CGAUCCCCUCCUGCCUUGCCUUGUUGGUUUCAUUGGAAUUCAGAUUUAGCUCGGCUCGCUCCCAGAAAAUAGAUAGAGCAGUUCGCGCCCCUGGUAUCGUCGCAUCAUGGGGCUGCUGGCACUGAAACAUCUCAUGUCCAUACGGCGGGAUCGGCGUCGUCACCGGCCAAUUCAAGGCCGUAAUGGAUUCGUGACUUCAGCUGCUAAAAGGAAGGAAUCACCCUGCCCCCAAGACGACUAUCCUCCGAGUGAUACAAAAUUGACAUAUUCAGGACCAAGCCUACCAGAGGACAUAUGGCAUCAUAUCCAUUCUCUAAUGCGACUACGAGAUGCUGCACGUAUUGCCUGCGUGUCUCAUUCAUUUCGACGUUCUUGGAGAUGCUAUCCCAAUCUCACCAUAACUAGGGAAACUCUGGGUUUGAAAGGCAGAAAAUACGGAAGGUCAUAUAAAAUAUCGAGUGGUCUUGCAAGGAAAACCGACCAUAUUCUGAGAAAGCACUCGGGCAUUGGCGUGAAAGCACUCAAGCUUCAAAUAAGAGAUUUUCCCAUGUUCAGCACCUCCCGUGAUCUCAACCGAUGGCUUCAUAUCGCUGUUAAACCGGGGAUUGAAGAGCUUGACCUGUAUCUGGGGCUACACUCGCGUGAUGCAGCUGUGUACGACUUCCCGUGCUCACUUUUACUUGAUGGGAGUGGCAUGUCAAUUCGGCUUCUUCACAUCAGAAAUUGCGCCUUCCGUCCCACGGCUGGACUUGGCUGCUUAAGAAGCUUGACAAGUCUGUACUUUUCCGACAUACGUAUUACGGAGGAUGAGUUAGGGUACCUUUUUUCCAGCUCAGUUGCUUUGGAGACAGUAACACUCAUGCAUUGCCAUGAGUUAAUUUUCCUCGAGAUGCCUAGCCUGCUGCAGCGGCUUAAGCCAACUAAUUAUCGUAUGUUGCAACAAUUUGGAACUGAUAGAGAGCAAAGCCCCUAAUCUCUACAGUUUUAGAUAUAUGGGUCACCAGGCAAGAUUAUCACUUCGUGAUUCAUUGCAAGACUUAAAAAUUCAUGCUUCAGGUUGGGACUUUGUUCAUUAUUCUUGUGAAAAUAUUUCGCCCAUGCUGCCAAAUCUGGAAGCUCUUCAAAUACAUUCACGUUAUGUGAGGGAAACCCCGGUGAUACCAGACAAAUUACUCCACCUCCAGCUACUGUGC
This is a messenger RNA of Lolium perenne, 1193 nucleotides long. The record is from RefSeq and is a predicted model, not a curated record. NCBI's taxonomy places the organism in Eukaryota, Viridiplantae, Streptophyta, Magnoliopsida, Poales, Poaceae.